Nestor notabilis (Kea) is the source of this 460-nucleotide messenger RNA. It is a transcript of the gene SDR39U1, whose product is annotated as short chain dehydrogenase/reductase family 39U, member 1. The annotation marks the transcript as partial. The record is from RefSeq and is a predicted model, not a curated record. The transcript is spliced from 4 exons. Lineage: Eukaryota; Metazoa; Chordata; Aves; Psittaciformes; Psittacidae.
CUAGGUGGUGGGACUGGCUUUGUGGGCACGGCCCUGACCCAGCUGCUGCGGAGCCGUGGCCAUGAAGUGACCCACGUCUCUCGACAAGCGGGCAAGGAUCGGAUCAGCUGGGAACAGCUAUCCCAGUCUGGACUGCCCCAGUGCGACGCUGUGGUCAACUUGGCUGGUGAAAAUGUCCUCAACCCUUUCCGCAGAUGGGGCGAUGCCUUCUGCAGGGAGAUCAUCAGAAGCCGGGUUGAGACCACCAAGACCUUGGCCAAAGCCAUUGCUGAUGCUGAGCAGCCACCCCAUGCUUGGGUUGUCGUCACCGGCGUAGGCUAUUACCGCCCUAGCCCCACAGCAGAGUAUACUGAGGACAGUCCGGGGGGGGAUUUUGACUUCUUUUCACGCCUGGUGAGCUCCUGGGAGGCUGCAGCUCUCAUCCCUGGGAGCCCAGCUCGUGGUGUUGUGGUGAGAUCUG